Messenger RNA from Knipowitschia caucasica, 1428 nucleotides. Lineage: Eukaryota; Metazoa; Chordata; Actinopteri; Gobiiformes; Gobiidae. The record is from the annotation of a GenBank genome assembly.
AUGGAGUCCCGGGCAGAACCAUGGAGUCCCGGGCAGAACCAUGGAGUCCCGGACAGAACCAUGGAGUCCCGGGAAGAACCAUGGAGUCCCGGACAGAACCAUGGAGUCCCGGGCAGAACCAUGGAGUCCCGGGCAGAACCAUGGAGUCCCGGACAGAACCAUGGAGUCCCGGACAGAACCAUGGAGUCCCGGGAAGAACCAUGGAGUCCCGGGCUGAACCAUGGAGUCCCGGACAGAACCAUGGAGUCCCGGACAGAACCAUGGAGUCCCGGACAGAACCAUGGAGUCCCGGACAGAACCAUGGAGUCCCGGGCGGAACCAUGGAGUCCCGGGCGGAACCAUGGAGUCCCGGGCGGAACCAUGGAGUCCCGGGCGGAACCAUGGAGUCCCGGACAGAACCAUGGAGUCCCGGACAGAACCAUGGAGUCCCGGACAGAACCAUGGAGUCCCGGACAGAACCAUGGAGUCCCGGGCGGAACCAUGGAGUCCCGGGCGGAACCAUGGAGUCCCGGACAGAACCAUGGAGUCCCGGACAGAACCAUGGAGUCCCGGACAGAACCAUGGAGUCCCGGACAGAACCAUGGAGUCCCGGACAGAACCAUGGAGUCCCGGACAGAACCAUGGAGUCCCGGGCAGAACCAUGGAGAGACCAUCCACACCUGUGCUCUGCUCACAGAUGGGAAAGACUCUGACCCUGAGGACCUCACUGUGGUCACGGCUUCAGACGACGGAACUGUGAGAGUCUGGAACCCACUGCAGGUGGAGCACUGCGGCACGUUCACCGGACACUCGGCCGCCAUCCGCGGCCUGGUCCCGGUCCCGGUCCCGGUCCGAGGCCUGGAUCCAGACUCACAGAGGUCUGAGUUUCUCACUGUGUCUGCUGAUGGCUCGAUGCGGCGCUGGGAUUGGAGCAAAGAGGCCCCGUCCCUCCGUCAGGGCUCCGUCUCUGCCCUCAGCUUCUGUCAGAGGACGUCACUUCUCGCCGCUGGGUUCGAGAGCGGCUCUGUGGAGUUCUGGUUCAACAACCACCGGGUCGGAACCAAACAGGUGUCGAAGGCUGCAGUCACUGCUCUGUGCUGGAUCCCAGAGGAACAAGUCGCUGUGAGCUUCACUGAACCUCAUGUGGAUGUUUUCAGAGUCCACUGGAACCAGGACUCUGUCAGUGCGGUGAUGGUGAAGUCGUACCGUGUGGAGGAGCCAAUCACACGGCUGCAUUUCUGCUCCGUGCUGUUGGGCGUCAGCCGCGACGCUCUGAUCCUCGACGUGUUAACGACGGACUCCGAGAACUGGAGGCACAGGAUCAACAAUUGGCAGAAGCACAUGCGGUUCCUGGACCUGGUUCCUAACGAUGAGAAGAGCGUGUGGUUCCUGGGAGAACAUGAGAGAGACCUGACCCUGGCCUUUAUGGUGAGUUUAAACACAGUUUAA